Messenger RNA from Penicillium pulvis, 1404 nucleotides. RefSeq lists its product as uncharacterized. The transcript is spliced from 2 exons. Gene Ontology annotation, biological process: transmembrane transport. Gene Ontology annotation, cellular component: fungal-type vacuole membrane. Gene Ontology annotation, molecular function: transmembrane transporter activity. The coding region runs from base 1 to 1404 and encodes 467 amino acids. NCBI's taxonomy places the organism in Eukaryota, Fungi, Ascomycota, Eurotiomycetes, Eurotiales, Aspergillaceae. The record is from RefSeq and is a predicted model, not a curated record.
AUGAAAGAAAAAGACAUGUGCGAAGCCAACAAAACGGAGCGAGAGGCUCCACCACCAACACCGACGCAGAAUGAGUCGCAGGAUAAUUCGACUUCGGAACCCUCGGAUUUUCACCAUGUUAUAAUCGUCGCUGCCGGCUUUAUCACCAUGUUCAUGACUUGUGGUAUCGUCUUCUCGUUCGGAGUAUACCAGGCAAUCUAUGAGGAGAUGGCCAAGGAGUCCGGAACCCCAUUCACAGGGACAUCGUCCUCGAUCAUCAGUCUUAUUGGUACGCUAUCUAUUGCGCUAAUGUCGAUGGGCGGGCCGUUCGUCAGUGCCUGGGCCAAGCUCUACGGCCCACAGCCGAUCAUCAUGUUCGGAGGCGUAGUGUUUGGCCUUGGAUGUAUCCUUGCCAGUCUAAGUGAGUAUAUCUGGGAGUUCGAGCUCACACACGGUGUCCUCGUCGGUAUUGGCACAUGCAUGGCCUACGUUCCAACCAUGUCCGUCUGCCCAACAUGGUUCAACAAGCGUCGUGGUCUGGCAAUGGGAAUCGUGAUUUCUGGCUCCGCCUGCGGCGGUAUGGUUUGGCCACCUGUGCUCCGGGCGAUUACUACGCAAAUCGGAUUCCGGAAUGCGCUACGCAUCUCUGGAUGUUUGAAUGUUCUCUUCGUGCCUAUCUCCGGAUAUGCAUUGAGAUGGGAACCGAAGUUCCAAGCGGAACUUCACGAACAGAAUGCUGGGAUUUCGAAGAAAACUGGUUGGGCUAAAGUCCCGCUUGUCAAUUGGGAAGUUGCCAAGUCAAAGAAGUUCGUCGCGCAGGCAUUGGGUUGCUUCUUGCAGUCCGCUGGAUAUUCGACACCUCUGUUCUUCUUUGCGGCUUUUGCGCGGUCUCUGGGAUACAGCGUUGCCAUGGCGGAUAACUUCAUCACGAUUAGCAAUGCGGCAAACUUUGUUUCACGUAUUGUGAUCGGUUAUGCAGCCGACAAACUUGGCCGUUUAAAUGUUUUGUAUGCCACCACUGUGAUGAGUGCCAUUGCUACAUUUGCGCUAUGGCUCCCGGCUACUUUUGCCGGCACCACUAUCUCCAUCAAAGCAGGAGAGGUCUUGUUCAUUUUCUUCGUCAUUUUUUACGGCGCUUUUGGUAGCGCCUACAUCUCGUUGUUCCCGGCCAGCUUAAUUGAGUUGUUCGGUGUACAGCACUUUACUUCGGUAAAUGGUGCGCUGUACCUCAUUCGAGGCAUGGGAGCCUUGCUAGGAACACCCUUAACAGGACUACUACUCCCAGGGCAGUCAGCAUUGUCAAGUGUGUCUGUAUAUUGGAGAGCUACUAUAACUGCCGGUGUGCUACUCUUCGCGGCAAGCAUGGCCACGCUUUGGGUUCGGAUAGAAGCAUCCAGCGGAAGAGGACGAGCGUGGAAAGUAUGA